Messenger RNA from Fibroporia radiculosa, 1497 nucleotides. RefSeq lists its product as uncharacterized. The record is from RefSeq and is a predicted model, not a curated record. The transcript has 10 exons. The coding region runs from base 1 to 1497 and encodes 498 amino acids. Gene Ontology annotation, molecular function: heme binding; iron ion binding; oxidoreductase activity, acting on paired donors, with incorporation or reduction of molecular oxygen. NCBI's taxonomy places the organism in Eukaryota, Fungi, Basidiomycota, Agaricomycetes, Polyporales, Fibroporiaceae.
AUGGCCGCCUCCGUCCUCCCCUCCGUCCUCCUCAUCGUCCCUGCCAUCUACCUCUACCUGAUCUUGGCCGAGCGCAAGCUGCGCCAUAUCCCCACCGUCGGAGGCCCUUCCUUGCCCAUUCUCUCCUUCCUCGGCUUUGUUAGGUAUCUCGUGCGCGGCCACGACCUCAUCCAGGAGGGCUAUGUACGCUACAAAGGUGGUGUCUUCAAGUAUAAGGCCACCCGCGGCUGGACCGUCAUUGUAACAAGCACCCCGCUCAUCGAAGAGCUCCGCAGGGCGGCCGACGACGAGUUGUCCUUUGCCGAGUCGACGAACGAGGUUCUGCAGAUUCCGUACACGCUCGGCGCGAACAUCCACCACAACCCCUACCACAUCCCCAUCGUUCGCUCCCAACUCACACGCAACCUCAGCACGCUCUUCCCCGAUCUCAGAGACGAGAUCGCCGCCGCGUUCAACGACGAGAUCCCACUCAAGGGCGACGAUUGGGUAAAGAUUCGCGCGCGCGACGCAAUCACCCAAAUCGUAUGCAGAACCAGCAACCGGGUCUUUGUCGGCCUUCCGCUAUGUAGAGAUCCAGACUACUGCGAGCUCAACAAGAGGUUUACCAUCGACGUGGUCACGAAGGCAUAUGCACUUUCCCUUCUCCCGGACGUUCUGAAGCCGAUCGUGGGCAAGUUAUUGAAGACAGUAGAACGGAGCGUUGACCGUGGUGUCGAGCACGUCGAGCCGCUCAUCACAAAGCGGCUCAAUAAGAUGAACGAGCUCGGCGAUGAAUGGGCAGAUAAGCCGACGGAUAUGCUACAAUGGCUCAUCGAGGACGCACAGGGCGAGGAGCGCACGGUGCGCGCACUCGUCCUGCGAAUCCUGACCGUCAAUUUUGCGGCAAUCCAUACGUCGUCCAUGGGCUUCAUCAACGUCCUGCACUAUCUCGCCGCGCAUCCACAGUACGUACAGCCGAUGCGCGAAGAGGUUGACGCGGUACUCGAGCAGGAGGGCUGGUCCAAGACCGCGCUCGGGAAGAUGCGCCGCGUAGACAGCUUCAUCCGGGAGGUGCAGCGGCUCACAGGGCUCGGCGCGACGUCGAUGCAGCGGCUCGCGCUGAAGGACUUUACGUUCUCGGAUGGAACGUUCAUCCCCGCGGGCACGUUCGUCGCGGUGCCGGUGCGCGCGAUUCACUACGACGAGGAGAUAUACCCACACGCGACGCUGUUCGACCCGUGGCGCUUCUCGAGCAUGCGCGACGAGGACGGGGAGGGCACGAAGCACUCGGCAGUGAGCACAAGCACGGAAUACAUUCUGUUUGGUCACGGGCGGCAUGCGUGUCCCGGGCGGUUCUUCGCAGUGAACGAACUCAAGGCGAUGCUCGCGCACAUUUUACUGACGUACGACGUCAGGCUGGAGGGCAAGGAGGGCGUCCUGCCGCCGGCGCGGUUCGUCGGGGGCUCCCUGGUGCCCGAUAUGGAGGCGCAGGUACUCUUCCGGAGACGCCAGGCGUGA